Molecule: messenger RNA, 4006 nt
Organism: Clupea harengus (Atlantic herring)
Lineage: Eukaryota; Metazoa; Chordata; Actinopteri; Clupeiformes; Clupeidae
Gene: ccdc171
Product: coiled-coil domain containing 171
Source: RefSeq, a predicted model, not a curated record
UUGUAGGUGAUUAGUAAGAUGUCCAACAAAUGUUUUGUAUUUAACCAGCCUGGUGUUUAUUUUAGCUACACGCCACAGAGCUUAGCAACAUAGGCGUUAGAUCCCUAGGGUAGUAACGAGUCGCUGUAUGAAGGAAACAACAACGGUUUCGUAAGCAACGCAGACGUUGUUAUUUUACCCUGCAGUGGGGUAGUUAUUUUUCAAACCUUUAGGCUCAAGCCAAAUUGUUUGCAAUCUAACAUUAGCUAGCUAGAUAACGAAAUUAACAUGAAUCGCAUUCAUAAUUAACGUCAGCUUCCUCUGUGGGAUUGAGAGGUUGCUGAGGUCAUGCCGGGUGACCCUCGACAGUCUGGAGUGAAGGCCCAGCCAGGGGGGCGGGCCAAACCUAAGAACCCAGGACAGAAGGCCGGCCUUCGGGCAUCUCACCCACAACCCUCUGCCCAGCCCAGCUCCCAGGAGCAAAUCACCAGGCUGAAGGAGUUGAUCGUGCAGUUGGAAUGUGAGCGUGAUAAAGUUUUGCAUGAGCGUGACAUAAGUAUGCAAAUGCGUGAGGAAGAGGCCGGCAAGUCAGUCCCCACAGAUUUGAGAUGGAGGAUCAACCAGCUGGAGAGCGAGAAACUGGAUUUAGCCUCUAAACACAACCAGGAGGUCUCACAGCUGGUGGCGCAGGUUGCUAAGUUACGGGCACAGGUUGAGCGUGGGGAGGCAGUGCGGCAGACACUGGAGUAUGACAUCGCUGUGGCUAUGAGAGACUCGACCUCAGAGAAGAGCAAAGCAGAGGCCAAGUUGUCUGAUCUGCAAAAAGAGAAUCAAGAACUGCAAGGCCUGAAUGUGGAGCUCUGCCAGACGGCCCAGGACAUGCAGAGGGCUUUAGAGAUCAGCCGACAAGCCAGGGAGGAAGACCUGCAGGGCCUCAACGCGGAGCUGGCGGAGAGGGACCAGCUGUUGCUCACUGCUCACACGGAAAAUGACCAAGUCAUCACAGACAAGAACGGACUGCAGGCGAUUCUACAGAAACAGGAGGAUACUCUGCGGCAGCUCAAAGAAAAGAUGGAUGCGGAGCAGAGGGAGCGAGAGAGGGAGAUCAGAAACCUGAAGCAGCAGGCCAGCGAGCUGUGCCACUGUGUGGAGAGAGAGAAGAGGCGCAGGAAAGAGCUGGAGAUGAAACUGAAGACUGCAGAGGCUGCAUUGCAGGCAGAGCAGAGUCUCCAACAAGAAGUGACAUCAGGCUUGCAGGUCCUCAGAGGAAAGCUCAAAGAGGCCGAGAGCGCACAGAUGCACGAGAGUGAACGAGCCAAUGACACGCAGUCUAAACUCUUACAAAUGGAGAAGGAGCAUCUAAGCACUAAGGCGGAGCUGGACACCCAACUGAAUGAAGAGAAGAUGACCUCCUCUCACUUGAGAGACACUAUUCAGGAGCAGCGGAGCACAAACACACACACACAGGAGCAGCUCAGCGAGGCUCUACAGAGGCAGAAGUCUCUGGAAGAGGCGUAUGAGAGUUUCCUGACUCAACUCAACCAGCUGCUGCAGGAGCACAGACAGCAGGGGGAGACAAACACACACACUUCAGAAGACAAGGUUAAACACAGUCCCUCUAAUCCGCUGGAUGCCCUCAGAAGAACACUGAAUUGCUACCAACAAAGCCUUGAGAUGGCACAAUCACAGAUGCAGCAGGCAGAAGAGAGAAAUAAGAUGCUCUCUCAGGAAAUCUCGCAUAAAGAUGAAAUUAGCAACUCCUUGAAGAAAUCCUCCCAGGAGCAUGCUGGGCGUGUGUCCGAGCUGACUGGUGAGGUGCAGCGUUUGCGCUCCAGCUGCACGGACGGCGCGGCCGCCGCAGACAGGGCACAGUCACAGCUGCAGGAGCUCAAGCAGCACUGCGCCGGCACACAGGCACAUGUGCACACCCUCAGAGAGCAGUGCCAGAGGGAGGAAGAGGAGAAGCUGGCGUUCCUCCAUUCCCUCUAUCAAAGGCUGGUGGCUGGCUGUGUCCUCAUGAAAUCACCACACGGCCAGCUGGGUAGUUUCUCCUGGACAGAGCUGUGUGCGGUGCUGCAGGAUCAGACUGACAUCCUUCUCACCGACCUACAAACGGCAAAAGAGCAGGUACAGCAGCUGGAGGUGGAGUGUUCCAGGAAGGCACGCUCCUUGCGGGAGAUCCAUGAGGCCCACGAAGGAGCUGUGGAGGGCCUCACGGCGCAGCUGCGGCAUCGCGAGCAGAGCUGGCUGGUCCAGAAAGAGGAGCUGCUCAGGCAGCAGACAGGCCUCAACGAUGAGCUCCACCUCAGGACCCAGGAGAUGCGACGCGAGGUGGAAGUGUCCAAGGAGCGCGUGUGUGCGUUGGAGCGGGAGAAGGCCGAUCUUUCGACUCGCGCGGGCGAGCUCCGGGAGCGCCUGCACGCGGGCAAACGUUUGGCCUCCGCGCUGCUCCGUGGCGCCGCCCUCCUGGCCGGGUGUGUGUGCCCGCUCUUGCGCCGCGUGUGCGACCUCGCCCGGCAGAAGCGGGUGCUGCACACAAUCCUGGACGCCAAGGCCAAGCUGGAACGCGAGGUGCAGGCCAUACUGCAGGCGCUCACCAGCGCGGUCGAGGACCCCAAACACAUACCCGACACGGAUCCGCACACAAGCCGCAGGGGUGUGUGGGGGUUCCGCCGUGCGGUCAUAGGGGUGUUGGCGGCUCUGCGUUUCAGGGCACUGGGGGGACGCUCGCGUGUGUGUUUCAAGGCCGACAACCCGUACGGAGAGGGCGCCGUGAGUGUGUGUGCGCCGGAAUGGAGGAGGGAUCAGGAUAAUGAGGAGGAAGAGGGGGAGUGGACCCAGAGCACUAAGCUGAAGACACUCAUCUUAACUUGCUCCGAGGAUGGCACAGACAUUGAUAGCAAGUUUUCCAGGUUGCUCGAGAGGCUAGUUGCUGACAGUGACCGCCACUACAGAUGUUACAUGGACAGAGGGUCGUUGUCACGACAACUGGCGCGAGGACUCUUCCGACUCAGAAAAACUCAGCCCAUUCCAACCAACCAGUACAGCAGCAAGAGCGUGGUGUCCUCCCUGCAGCAGCACAUCUUGGCCUUUACACAGCGUCUGCACGUGGCCGAGGUGGAGCGCAGGAACAUGCGUCUGGAGCUCACCCAACUCCGACGCCAGGCAGCCAUUCCCCCACCGCCGGACCCCAAACACACAGCGUGUGUGCCGGUGGCGCGUAUGGAGGAGGUGCUGUGUGAGCUGAGUGCGGCGCUGCAGAGGGAGCAGCAGGCCCAGGAGCUCCUGCACCAGCAGGCCCAACAGCUCCAGGAGCUGGGCCUCAGCAUGGAGCUGCACGCUGGGGACCAGCAGGAGCAGGACUGCACACUGGCUAUGGCCGUUAAGAGCUUGACCGAGUGCAAGACUGAGCUGCGCAGGAAGGACCAGUCGCUGCGCCAGCUGGGCAAACACCUCAGCCAAGCCCAGCAGGAGAAGCAGGAGCUGCAGCAGGGCAUACACACUGCAGAGACCGCUCUCCGCACGGCUGCCAAAACGAAGGAUUCCUUGGCCAGCUAUAUGAAAGCAGUAGAGAAUAGUCUCAAAGAGGUGAAGGAGAAUAUUGUGUUCUUCAGCCCCGCCCUCUCCCAAGGUGACAUUAUCUGGCACGUACCCAACAUGCACUUGGAGAUGCCAGGCCCAGAGAGGCUCAUGGGAGGUCCUGAGGUGGCAGCUUGCCAGAGUUUUCUGAGCUGUUUUGCGGAGGUGUACCAGUUGUUGUGCAGUAAGCUGAUGUGUGUGGAGAGAGAGCUGGACUCCCAGCGCUCACACAUCUCUGCCCUCAAGGAGGAACUACACAAGGCCUGCAUCCGAGAGAAAAGCCCUGUGAAGGCCGUCUCCGACCCCCGACCGGCAGCCAGCCUCCCUACUGCGGGCGAUUAUGGACCGCUACCUGUGAAGGCUGACUCCACCCACUCCUCCGCCCCGCUGAAGCAGACUGCACGAGCGGGGAAGAAGGCAUCCAAGAAACACCUGUGAACCUGUGAUU